AUGGUCUCCAGAUCCUUCGCCUUCACGAUUCUGGCCGGCGCCCUCGCCGUCGAGGCCGCCAAGAACCCUCACACCGGCAAGGCGGUUCUCGAGCGCCCGUCCCUCAAGGUCGGCCCGCUGGGCACAGGCAAGCCCUUUCCCGAAUCUCCGGCGCGAGAGGCCGGACGGUACUGCUUCGUCAAGCCGUCCUGCACCAAGGGCCGUGACGACGCGCCCAAGAUCCUCCGGGCCUUCCAUGACUGCAACAACGGAGGCACCGUCGUGCUCGACGCCGAGUACCUCAUCGCCUCGCCGCUCGACCUGACGUUCCUCGAGCACGUCGACGUGGCCAUCUCCGGCACGAUCAAGUUCAGCGAUGACAUUGACUAUUGGCUGCCUCGCACUUUCAAGUACCCGUUCCAGGACAGCUCGUCCAUGUGGCGCUUCGGCGGCAAGGACGUCAACAUCUACGGAGGCGGCGUGGGCCUCAUUGAUGGCAACGGCCAGGCUUGGUACGACCGGUUCGCUUCGAACAAGACCCUGAUGAGACCGAUCGCUCUGGUCACCGAUGGCUUGUACGGUGGUAGUAUUACUGGUCUGCGCAUGAUCAAUUCACCGAGUUGGUUCAACCUGAUCGCCAACGGCUCGGACAUUCUCGUGUCCAACUUUGACAUCCGCGUCGGCAGCACCUCCAAGAACCCUGCCAAGAACACCGACGGCUGGGACACGUUCCGCGUCGACAACGUCGUCAUCCAGAACUCUCACAUCGACAACGGCGACGACUGCGUCUCCUUCAAGCCCAACAGCACCAACGUGCUUGUCCAGGGCCUAGAAUGCAAUGGCAGCCACGGUAUCAGUGUCGGGUCUCUUGGCCAGUACGUCGAGGAGUUUGACAUCGUCGAGAAUGUCUACGUCUACAACAUCAGCAUGUCGAACGCCUCGGACGGCGCGCGCAUCAAGGUCUGGCCCGGCAUCCAGACGCCGUUCCAGCCCUCGCUCAGCGGCGGAGGCGGCUCGGGAUACGUCCGCAAUGUGACAUAUGACAACUACCGCAAUCAGAACAACGACUGGAUCAUCGAGUUGACGCAAUGCUAUGGCAGCAAGAACCAGACUCUGUGCAAUAUGUAUCCGGCCAAUAUGACCAUCAGCGAUGUCGUCUUCAAGAACUUCUAUGGCACAUCAUCCAAGAAGUACGACCCCAAAGCUGGCACUUUGAUAUGCAGUGCUCCGGAUAAAUGCAACAAUAUCCGUGCUGAGAAUAUCACAAUCACCACCCCCAGCGGCGCCAACCCCCAGUGGAUCUGUAACAACAUGCAGAAUAAUCUGCUGGAUAUCAACUGCGUUUCCUCUUAA
This is a messenger RNA of Thyridium curvatum, 1332 nucleotides long. RefSeq lists its product as uncharacterized. The record is from RefSeq and is a predicted model, not a curated record. Gene Ontology annotation, biological process: carbohydrate metabolic process. NCBI's taxonomy places the organism in Eukaryota, Fungi, Ascomycota, Sordariomycetes, Thyridiales, Thyridiaceae. The transcript has 5 exons. The coding region runs from base 1 to 1332 and encodes 443 amino acids. Gene Ontology annotation, molecular function: polygalacturonase activity.